AUGGCAACCCCAUCCUACGAUCCCAGAACCGACGCCAUCGACGCCUGGUCCGCAGAAGCAAAUCCACUCCGACGCAGCCCAUCCCAUCCCGAAGGUCCUCGAUGCUACGAUGCGAACAUCAUCCAAAUCCCCGACCCACCCAUUUUCAACCCCAUUCCCUACUCCAAAUAUCCCGAUCCCCAUAUCGGAAUUUGCUAUGCGGAAUGGGAGGAGGAGAUGAAGGAAAAAUUGAAGGCGUAUAGCGAUGCGCGAUUUUCGAUUCGCAUGGCGUAUGUUUUGUCAAGGUUGGGGGAAAAACCGAGAGCGUAUUUGGAGGUGAGGAUGAGGGUUCAUGAGAAGUUUGAGUUUAGGAAUACGGACGAGAUGUUUGAGGUGUUGGGGAAAGUUUAUGGGGUUUUGGAGAAGAGGGCGAAUGAGAAUGUGGGUUUCGAUACUGAUGAUGUGGUUGCGGAGCGGAGGAAGAGGUCUUAG
Molecule: messenger RNA, 471 nt
Organism: Botrytis deweyae
Lineage: Eukaryota; Fungi; Ascomycota; Leotiomycetes; Helotiales; Sclerotiniaceae
Exons: 2
Coding region: 1-471 (156 amino acids)
Source: RefSeq, a predicted model, not a curated record